Molecule: messenger RNA, 1375 nt
Organism: Daphnia pulicaria
Lineage: Eukaryota; Metazoa; Arthropoda; Branchiopoda; Diplostraca; Daphniidae
Exons: 3
Coding region: 468-1238 (256 amino acids)
Source: RefSeq, a predicted model, not a curated record
UUAAAUACCAGUUCAGCUUCUUCCCAGAGCAAACAAGACUCGACAUCUCGGUUUCACAAGGCCAGCGCGUUCUUAUGUAUGUAAAUAUUACUUGAAACAAAACAACAUCUGGCCUAGUUCAGAUCGCUGUCGGCCGGCAAAUACCAAAAGUACAACAUCAGUUGGCUGUCUUCGUGUAAUAAUAACGAGGAGAAAAUCCAGACGUUGCGACAAAGAACAAAGAAUGUGGAUACAUACAUAAUGUAUAAUGCGAUGAGGAACUGGGACGCAUUUUGAGUGAUUUCUUUCGAUUGUGGAAUGAGUCGUUGAACUUUCCGAGAGACAAAAAAAUGUAUCCGACAUGCAAUAGCGAAAAUCAGGUUUAUAGACGGGAAAUAGUUGUUCGAGCUUCAUGUAGAAUAAUAAAUACUAAGUACACUGUACAUCAAGGAGGAUAUCAUUUAUAAAAACUGGGAGGACAAGACUCGAUGGCAAUCAGAUUGACAGUGAAUUUUGUGCCAUCCGGACCCAGUCUAAAUACAGUGAAGUGCUGCAGUGCCCAAGAAAAAAUGAACUGGGAAAUUAAUAUUUUUUUCAUUUGUUUCCUGCUGACGACAUUCUCUGGUACCGCAGAUGGGCGCAACAAUCGAGUCACAAUAAUCAGGAUGGUGACAACUACGACAAUAAACACGAGUACAAGGACGACAGGUACCGUCUGCUUUAAGAUUACCUCGAACCCAGGUGAUCCUCCGGUCACGUCGUGCCGCAAACGUCGACAGUUCUGGAUCGAAGAUCCCAUUUUCUUCUCAGCGCCGGAAGAGCAGCAACUGCUGGCUCAAUUUCACAUCCAGCCGACCGAAAUUCUCCAGGUUAAACCGACUGCGGUGCCAGGUUUCAAGAGCAGCUUCCAACAUCCGGAAUUGGACGAUAAUUACGAUUCCGGCUCACUAAUCAAUUUGGCACCGUCCCAAUCCCUAGAGUCUUCCUUUUACCUGUCUGAAAGUGAUUUGGAUUACGACCACAGGGUCUACUAUCCUCCACCGCCGCUAUUUCUCCGCCGAGUCUGGAAUUACGUCUCCGACGACAUGUACCGAUGGUUCGGCAAUCUCGGCACCAGCAGCACUACGAGAAGGACCAGGAGCACCGUCACCUUCACCAGGAUCAAGACACUGACGGAAAACGAGGUGACCACCAAGACCAACACGAUCGCCAUUUCCGGAUGCACUAUCAGUCCGCUGCCCUUUGAUAUCUGUAUCUAGAAUGAAUUUCUCUUUAUUAACAGUCACCUCAUUAUUAACGAUCUAAAAAUUAAUUGGCCUGAAUUAAAUUAAACUAAAAUAUAUAUUCACUAUCGAAUUGUUUCCUGUCAAAUGUCUAAUAAUACAGCUAAUCGCUA